Molecule: messenger RNA, 1158 nt
Organism: Carassius auratus (goldfish)
Lineage: Eukaryota; Metazoa; Chordata; Actinopteri; Cypriniformes; Cyprinidae
Gene: sult5a1
Product: sulfotransferase family 5A, member 1
Exons: 6
Coding region: 54-998 (314 amino acids)
Molecular function (GO): sulfotransferase activity
Source: RefSeq, a predicted model, not a curated record
AGAUCAUCACACUGUCUGUUCUAUAUUCCUUUUGCAUUUGCACACAAACAGACAUGGCUCGUCUAGAUGUCACGGAAACUUUUCACAACAUCAUGUUUCCUGGGCACAUGCAUACUAAAGACUCAUUGAAUUAUGCGAUCAACUUCCAAUUUCAGGACACAGAUACUGUAAUUGUCACCUACCCAAAAUCAGGAACCACGUGGAUGCAGGAAAUCAUCACUCUAGUUUUAGGUAAAGGGGACCCAACAAUUGCCCAAACUCAGCCCAACUGGGCCCGUGCACCAUGGCUUGAGCAGUACUACUGUGUUGAUGUUCUAAAAGCCUCUACCGGGCCUCGUAUUAUUACAACACAUCUGCCUUACCACCUGCUGGCAGAGGCUCUACAAGACUCCAAAGCAAAGGUUAUAUAUGUAGCCAGAAAUCUCAAAGAUGUGUUAGUUUCAUACUAUCACUUCCACAAGAUGGCCAAUUUUCUUCCUGACCCAGGCACUUUCUCUGAUUUUCUGAAUGAUUUCCUGAAGGGUGCAGUGCAUUAUGGCUCUUGGUUUGACCAUGUCAACGGCUGGACAAGUCACACAAAAGAUAUCCACAACUUUCUUUACAUCACGUAUGAGGAAAUGUGUAAGGAUCUUCACGUGUCUGUUCAGAAAGUGAGUCGUUUCCUGCAGUGUAAUUUAACUGAGGAUGAGCUGAUGCUUGCUCAGAAGCACUGUAGCUUCAAUAGCAUGAAGGAAAAUACCAUGGUGAACUACACUCUCAUCCCUCAGGAGAUCAUGGACCACAGCAAGGGCAAGUUCAUGAGGAAAGGUAAAGUCGGAGACUGGAAGAACACAUUCACUGAGGAGCAGAGUCGUCUUGUUGAUGAUGUGUACUCUUCACAGAUGACAGAUUCCUCACUGCUGUUUAAAUGGGAAUGCCCUGAGAAAAGUGUAAGGCCCUUGAUGGCCAAUAAUACUUCUGAAUCCCACACACCCAGAGAGAUAGUUCAACUCACAUAACCCCUCAUCCCUGAUAACAUUCUUCAAUUUACAUUUGAGUAUGUUUCUAAUAUUUUACACUGAAAUGCUCAGUAAGUGGGUAAGCUAAGGUAUUUCAUUGUUUUCUGGGUGCUUUUUUUUCUACAUGGUCAAAAACUACAUAUAUAUAUAUACACAUAUA